Messenger RNA from Ustilaginoidea virens, 1581 nucleotides. RefSeq lists its product as uncharacterized. Bases 1 to 1581 code for a protein of 526 amino acids. The transcript has 6 exons. The record is from RefSeq and is a predicted model, not a curated record. Lineage: Eukaryota; Fungi; Ascomycota; Sordariomycetes; Hypocreales; Clavicipitaceae.
AUGAGCACUACGGUUAAUCAAGCUUUACUUGACCGGAAUGUUUCAGACGUCUAUGAGCAAGGAAUCGAGGUUGUUUGUGCCUGGCCUGUAUCAGGACAAUAUGGGCCAGGAUCUAGGAUCCUAUAUUACGUCCUCAUAGCAGCCUGUGUGCUUGCCCGGAAAGCGGAGUGGAUCAAGAACGCCUGUCUCGCUGCCGCGUUGUUGUUUCCAGCGGUUGCGGCACUCCACGGCAUUGCCUUGGCAGCUUUCCACCGCGACGGGGCCGUCGAUUUAGACAUCUAUGGCGCGUUUCAACUGUGCGCAAUCGGCAUCCUGGCUGCUCCUGUAACUGUUAGGUUGUCACGAACAUAUUUCAAUGACCCGGGCCGCAACGCCAUUUUCCUCUGGGCUGGUCUCAUCUUGGCAGGACUGCUUGGCUUAACCGUGGAGUUUUACAGAGCAGUUCCCACGACAUGUUAUAUGGAUGAUCAAGGCAGGGCAUUGUCCGGGGAUCCCCAUGAUUUCCCGUAUGAUGCACAACCCGCCUGCAACAUGACUUGCAAUACCUCCCCUGCGGGACCACAGUCGCCUAUGCGAGGUGGAGCCGCAAACAACAUAUACCUGAUCCCAGCACCGAGCAAACUUUCGUUUGGUACAGGAACCCUUCUGUGCGCCACAUGCUGCGUCCACGCUAUCCUUUGGCUGGCAUCCAUGAUGGACAAAAUCUUGGAAAUCAACUGGAAGUCUAGAUUUGGCAUCAACGACGAUAUUCGCAGCGAACCGAUCAAAGGCACAAAUGGCGCCACUGUGGGCAAGAUGAACGAUGUCAAUGAGAUAAUCAGAUUCUUCAUUAGCGUUGCCAUAGUUCCGAUAUUUACGGCCGCUGGGCUGGCCGUGCUGAUUGUCGGCGAAAUCAAUUUCUUCUCGUACCAGAUGAGAUACCAGAACGAGCCAAUGGCAAGUAUUGGGCAGUGGGGUCCGAUUGUUGGAACAGGCAUCGCAAUUGUAGGAUCCUUGUAUCUUCUCCUAGCGGCAGAUAUUGAAGCCGCAUUGCAUGGGCCGAGCGAUAAUGAAAAGGGAUGCGAACAUGAAUGUCCGAAACAUUCCUCCCAUGCGCCAACGGAGGAGCAAAUCCUUCCGCCUUCCCACUCACUUGACGAGACAGACACAGUGGACGAGACGUUGCGCAGCUUCUCCAGGGAUAAAGGUGGUCGUCUCAAGGGCAAAAUUAACGGUCUCUCAGUCACGGGGAACUCGAAGACUACUUCGGCUCAUGGACUGAGCGGAAGUCGACGCAAAGCCGCAGAUGCACUGAUUGCCUGGAGCGGCCUAUUAGGCCAAGUAACCCACGAUUCUUUCGAUCUAAGCAAAUUUAGAGAUGGAGCUGCUCUGGACUUUCCGGAGAUUCCAGGAGAGAAGGAAAGAAAUAGAAACCUGGCACACGUCAAAGAGCUGUACAGUAAACGGCUGCAAGCAGAUGGAACUCCUGCUCGACCCCCCAUCACCAUGGCCUGCACGCCGAGCACACCCAUCGCCUUCUCCAGCACCCUCGUCGUCUCGUCUACGAGCAAGUAUGCCGCCGGCCGAAACAAGCUCGCGUGA